Dermatophagoides pteronyssinus (European house dust mite) is the source of this 702-nucleotide messenger RNA. RefSeq lists its product as uncharacterized. Gene Ontology annotation, molecular function: structural constituent of chitin-based larval cuticle. The record is from RefSeq and is a predicted model, not a curated record. NCBI's taxonomy places the organism in Eukaryota, Metazoa, Arthropoda, Arachnida, Sarcoptiformes, Pyroglyphidae. Gene Ontology annotation, cellular component: chitin-based extracellular matrix.
GAAAAAAAAUAAUAUGAAAAGUUUCAAAUGAAACAUUUAUUAUUCGUUUAACGUUUAUGUUUUAUAUAUUGAAUAAUAUUUAAAUAUUUAAAGAAUUGAAAAUGAAAUCGUUUGUCAUCAUAUUGUUUAUCCAUUGUUUUGCUUCGAUAACGUUAGCAUUCCCUUUGGAACAACCAAUACAUUAUUUACCAUAUUCAUUUGGUUAUCAAACAGCCGAUGGCCAAACAAGACAAGAACAAAGCCAUAAUGGUAUUGUAACCGGUUCGUUUAGCUAUACCGAUGCUAAUGGUGAUUUACGACAGGUAAAAUAUACAGCCGAUGAAAAUGGUUAUCGACCACAUGGUGAUAUCGGUGUUGAUCGUCGAACAGCUGAAAUUGCUGCACAAAUGGCUGCAUUAGCACCUAAAGGAGCGAUAUCAACAUCAUGGACACCAUCACAAUCAUCAUUUCAAACAUUUGAUAAAUUGAUUGCACCACCACCACCACCGUCAGUUGCUAUUCCAACAUUCCAUACCCAACCAUCAUCAAUACCACAACCACCCGCACCAAAAUCAACAUCAUGGAAUCAUUUUUCAUCGGCUGCAUCAACCGCAAAUUUUGUUCAUGCUUCAGCACCAAUCAUCGGGCCAUCAGGUUAUCAAGUCGAUACACCUACCCAUAAAAUCUGGGUAAAAUAUUAGAUUGAUUACCGAUACUAUUAAG